AUGGAGUCACCAAGCUGUGUACUCGAGGGCGGCAAGGAUAGGUUUUUGACGGGUGGAAACAUGGAAAUAUAUGUACUGUGGUGGCAAGAUGAAUUGACUAUCCCUUCGAUCCCUGCAGACCCGCGUUCGUCCGCCGCCUUCCCCCUCCACCAGUUCGCCAUGUCGAUGACCACAACCGCUACCACCACCAUCACCCACAUACCUAAACAGGCGGUCCAGGGCCAUAUCGACUAUAGAAAACCCCAUGUCGCACCUCGAAUGCGCUCGAACCAGACUGUACCGACCCAAGGACAGACGACUGCGGUAUCUCGUCCCGAUCCUUUUUACGGACACGAACCAAUGGCCCGGAUGUGCGCCCGCUUUAUCACACAUCUCUUCGCCUGUCCCGAGUAUCCCCCAGCGGCCACACAUUCCCAAGCAAAACUUCCCCAUUUCAUCGCAUACGCCCUUCACCGGACAAAACUACAUUCCUCCGUAACCUUCGCCGCUCUUGUUCUCCUCCAACGCCUCAAAGCACGCUUCCCAACCGCUCGGGGCUCGUCGGGUCAUCGAUUAUUUAUAUCCGCUUUCAUGAUCGCCUCCAAGGUUAUCUGCGACGACACCUAUUCGAACAAAUCGUGGGGCAUUGUAGCACAAGGCAUGUUCUCAUUGCGCGAGAUCAACCAGAUGGAACGGGAGAUGUGCGGCUAUCUGGAGUGGGAGCUAACGGUGGAUAACCCCAUCCUCGCCAACUUUGAAGCCGCAGUGCGAGCUGACUUCAGCGAAGACAAGAAGUCUUAUCCAAAUUAUCCCCUCACCAGUGUCUCGAAAAGAGCCGCUAGGGCUGCAGCUUCAGCAUCGGCGACCCCUGUUCCAGAGCCCGACGUCACGACGAACGCGAUCCCCAACUUUGGUGGCCAGUAUCGUCAUUCGCCGUCAGCCCGGAUACAGGCAUCCAAACCGUCACCCACUCGCAGUACACCGUCGGGCACCCCUUCUCCAACUUAUUCUGCUUCCACAUGUCCUGCGUCUUCCGCAUCCCCCCAAACUCCUGUCGGCCCCGAAGACAACUCUGCGCGGAUACACGGCGUCGACGAUUCUCCCGGGUUCGCUGUCGUCGAAGUUCAUCCACAGGUACAUCCACUAAAAGGCCAGAUGUUCGCGUUUGCGCUCCCGUCGAAGUGGUAGCGUUUCUACGACUGGCCAUUCAUUUUUCGCUAUCCAACUCCUUGUCGUUCGUUAUGCCGCCGCUCUCCCUAUACCCCUCAUCGAUCUAUACCGUGAAACUCAAUCAUCAAGUUGGACAACUGUAGCAUUAUCCUAGGUAGACCCAUUUACACGGCAUGGCUCACACUGCAUGUUCUCGACAACCAAUUCACCUUACUGACCUCCGCAUGUUUUCAACCAGCAAUUGUACCAUAUAUUUUAACACUACUUUAUUUUCUUAUGCAUCUUACACCCAAUCGAUAUACGUUGUUUGGAAUCC
Molecule: messenger RNA, 1465 nt
Organism: Coprinopsis cinerea okayama7#130
Lineage: Eukaryota; Fungi; Basidiomycota; Agaricomycetes; Agaricales; Psathyrellaceae
Product: alternative cyclin Pcl12
Exons: 3
Coding region: 1-1167 (388 amino acids)
Biological process (GO): regulation of cyclin-dependent protein serine/threonine kinase activity
Cellular component (GO): nucleus; cyclin-dependent protein kinase holoenzyme complex
Molecular function (GO): cyclin-dependent protein serine/threonine kinase regulator activity; protein kinase binding
Source: RefSeq, a predicted model, not a curated record